AUGGCUGCUGUUUGCCUUCAGCUGCUGCUCGCUGCCCCCCUGUGGUCGAUGCCCCAUGUGGGAGCUGCUGCUGCCGCGUGGUCGAGCUCCACCGAGCUGCUCAACGCCACCAGAGCUGCAGCUGAGGCCCAGUCUGACUCCAGGAUGCUUCCUGCUGGCACUGCUUCCAGAAGCAGACGCAAGAGAGCCCUGUCCUCCAGAGAGGUCACGGCCCUGCUGGAUUACCACAACCGGGUCCGCUCGCAGGUUUUCCCCCCUGCUGCUAAUAUGGAGUUCAUGCUGUGGGAUGAGGGACUGGCUCGGUCCGCCGACUCCUGGGCCUCGCUCUGCAUCUGGGAUCACGGCCCAACACAAGCCAUGAAGUACAUGGGCCAGAACCUGUCCAUCACCUCAGGAAGGUUCCAGUCGAUCACUGACCUCGUCAGGUCCUGGUACAACGAGAGGCAUCAUUUCUCUUACCCCAGCAGAUGCUCUGGAUCUGUGUGCUCGCACUAUACUCAGAUGGUGUGGGCGAGCAGCAGCCGGCUGGGAUGUGCCGUCAGGAAAUGCUCCAACGUGCAGGCGUUCGGGAGCAGCUGGAGGGAGGCGACGCUGCUGGUCUGCAACUACUCUAUAAAAGGGAACUGGGUUGGAGACGCUCCCUAUAAGACCGGCCGGCCCUGCUCCGUCUGUCCGUCCAGCUACGGUGGCUCCUGCUGGAGGAAUCAGUGCUCGACAAACAACAAGACCAGAAGACGCUCCAGAUAUUAA
Messenger RNA from Pleuronectes platessa (European plaice), 750 nucleotides. It is a transcript of the gene r3hdml, whose product is annotated as R3H domain containing-like. Bases 1 to 750 code for a protein of 249 amino acids. The record is from RefSeq and is a predicted model, not a curated record. The transcript is spliced from 5 exons. NCBI's taxonomy places the organism in Eukaryota, Metazoa, Chordata, Actinopteri, Pleuronectiformes, Pleuronectidae.